Messenger RNA from Eublepharis macularius, 1186 nucleotides. RefSeq names its product mitochondrial ribosomal protein S7 (gene MRPS7). Bases 1 to 723 code for a protein of 240 amino acids. The transcript has 5 exons. Gene Ontology annotation, cellular component: ribosome. The record is from RefSeq and is a predicted model, not a curated record. Gene Ontology annotation, molecular function: rRNA binding; mRNA binding; structural constituent of ribosome. NCBI's taxonomy places the organism in Eukaryota, Metazoa, Chordata, Lepidosauria, Squamata, Eublepharidae. Gene Ontology annotation, biological process: ribosomal small subunit assembly; translation.
AUGGCUGCCUCCAUGAUGGAGAGGCUCGGGCUAGCGGGGCAGCGCGUGUAUGUCUGUAGCAAGGCUUGGUUGCCCGGGCUGACCCAAAUCAGGUGGAGCCGAUACAGUCCUGUUUUCCUUGAUCCAGAAGUAAGCAAAGAAGCAUAUGGCAAGCCUCUAGAACAAUUAUCAGAAGAGGAAAAGGCAGCGCAAGAGCUCAAGACCGUCCGACCCAUGAAAGCUGCCCUUUCCAGUGUCUCCAGUUCUGUGUUUUAUGAUCCAUUAAUAAGCAAAUUCACUAACAUGAUGAUGAUGGGAGGGAAUAAAAUUCUGGCCCGGUCCAUCAUGAAUCAGACUUUAGAAGCCAUUAAGAGAAAGCAGCUCGAGCAGUACUAUAAAGCCGAUGAGAAGGAGAGGGAAAACAUUGAGUGCAACCCCUAUAUCAUCUUCCAUCAGGCACUGAAAAACUGUGAGCCUAUUAUUGGAUUGAUGAAUGUCCAGAAAGGAGGUCGAACCUACCAGGUCCCAACCCCUCUGAAGGACAGCCGGCGGCGCUUUCUGUCGAUGAAGUGGAUGCUCACGGAGUGCAGGGAAAACAAGCACAGGCGGACUUUCAUGCACGAAAAGCUCUCCGACGAGCUUCUGGCAGCCUUCCACAACGAAGGCCCUGUGAUAAAGAAGAAGCAGGAGUUGCACAAAAUGGCAGAGUCUAACCGGGCCUUUGCACACUUUCGCUGGUGGUAGAGAAUGCCCCGUUCUGGCAAACGCAGCGUAGGAUGACAGAAACUUCCCUGUAAAGCAGAAAAAGGACAUCCAGCUGCAUUUCUUAGCAUACCGCCGGCCUGGGAGUGCUUUUCGACUGACUCUUUUCAAAUGACUUUUAACAAAUCUCAAAGAAAAUUACUUGCUAUGAUUUCAUAUUUUAAGGGGUUCCCCCCGCCCUUUCCGAAUCUUAGUAAGGUAAAGUUCUAGUUAAUCCCAUUUCCUGGAUGAAUUCAAGUAUACACAGGCCCCUGCUUUCCGUUUGCUGUAUAUUGCAUUCUGAAUUCUUACCAGAGGGCGUAUUUAUGUUACAGAAUGGCAUGCUUAAGGCAAACACAGAAUCAUUAGGGGAUUAGCAAAAGACGCCAUGUACACUUUUGUAUUAUUACUGGAGUCUUCUGGAAAUAUUCUCCGAUGAAGCAGAACCACACUAACGAUAAUAAAG